AUGCAUUAUUUAUUUACUUUACCAUAUCAAUUUCAUCGUCUUGAUCAAUGUAUUGAUCAAAAUUUUUUUACAUCGAUACAAACGAAUUUGUCUCAUUCAAAUCUCAAUUUAUUAUCAAUGAAAUUCGUUCGUCAUCUUGAUUUAUCGUGUCAUAUUACCAUUGAAUUCUUAGAUCUCCUUCGAAAAUCGUUUUCUUCAUUAAAAUCAAUUCGUUUUUCUUCAUCAACAGCUGAAUAUCUUCAUCCACCUCCAUUAUUUCGUCAACAUCGUUAUUUUCUUCAUUCAGUUCGAAAACUUGAAUUUGAUUUGACAUGUCGAAAUCAAAUUUUAUUUCUUUGUUUAUUACCAAAUUUAACCGAAUUAAUUCUUCAUCAAUCACUUUUAAAUAUUGUUUUCGAACAAAUCAGUUCAAGUUAUUUCUACAAAAUCAAACGUUUAGUUGUUUAUUCAUUUCAAAGGCAAUUUCUCGACAAUAUUCUUCAAUCGUUUGUUCAGUUGGAAUAUUUAAUAUUAAAAACAACGAAAAGUGAAAAUGAAGGACCACAACGUUCAUAUUUAUCGAAUCGUUGUCAUCACAAAUCUCGGCCAGUGUCCAUUACUGAUAUUUUACAUGAAUUAUUGAAAAGUUCACUGAGAAAUCUGAAGGAAAUUUCGAUUGGAUGUUAUUUUGAACGAGAUGAAGUUAACCUUCAAGGAAUUUUAUCUCGAAUGAUUGAAAAAUCUGUUUUAAUAAAGAAAAAAUAUUUUAUUCAAAUUGAAAAUUUCCAUUCAACUCGAUGUGGAAAUGUUCAAAUCGAAUUUUUUUAA
This is a messenger RNA of Adineta ricciae, 807 nucleotides long. The record is from the annotation of a GenBank genome assembly. Lineage: Eukaryota; Metazoa; Rotifera; Eurotatoria; Adinetida; Adinetidae.